AUGCAAGAACCCAACGAGAUAGACACCGAUGUGUAUCUAAAGUACGAUCAAGUGCCCCGAACUCGCGACGAAACAGUUUUCCAUCUUGCGCUAGCCAAGCUACCCGAAGCCGUACAAGAAUGGGUCCAGCGCCCGAUCCUGCCCUACGAUAAAUCCGUGGCAUUGAAUAACAAGACCUGUCCGACGGAGGGAGUCAACUUCGAUGAGGGUGCAGUCAAGGAGAAUGAGCGGGCGUGGCGAUAUAUAACACCGGCCAAGAUAUCAGACUGGCGCCAAGACAUUGCAGAACACUUAUACCGAAAACAAAAAGAGAAGCAAGAGAAGAUGAGCCCGGAGACAUCUCUCACAAAAGACGAACAAGGAAAAGAGUUCUCGGGGGGAAGAGGACUGGUGAUGGCAGCAGGGGAUCAUGCUGCCGUUGUUCGUGCACGAACAAACAUCCGGCUCCUGAGAUCAUACAACUGUACUCUUCCAGUCGAGAUAUUCCACUUUCCGAACGAGCUUUCAACACCGGAGAUGAGCUUGCUCGAGGAGCUCUCAUCUCUCAAGCAGCGUUCCGAGGACCAAGAGGAUCAAAGCGGAAUGAAAGUCACUGUCCAAGUUGUGGAAGGAGUUCGAAAAGGAGACGACUGGAAAGCAUUCCAUAUCAAAGCGGCCGCCAUCCAACAAUCAUCAUUUGACGAAAUUCUCUAUCUGGACACGGACUCUUAUACCCUCCGAAAUCCGGAAUACCUGUUCGAAAGCAUGCAAUGGAAAGAAACAGGGCUCAUGCUUUGGCCGGAUUACACAAAAUCACAUGCCACCAACCCCAUCUGGCGUCUUUCAGGACAAAGUUGUCGGAGUGAAUAUGAAGGCGAAUCUGGCCAGAUCCUCAUCUCGCGCACCCUUCACCAAGAUCUGUUAUGGAUUGCCGAGUUUUUCGCCCUUGAGCACCAUAAAUUUUACGGCUUCCUGGGCGGUGACAGAGAUUCGUUCAGAGCAGCUGCUCUUUUGUUAGGCAAGAAAUGGACCGGGCCGGGAAGACUGAAUGCCGCUGCAGGCGUUGUGCUGACAGACAAUCCACAAGGAGGUGGACAUACAAUGCUCCAGGCAGAUCCGGAGGGGAAAUGGCUGUUCGUGCAUGCGAAUUUGAUCAAGCAUGCGAAAUUCCAUCGGCCGCUAUGGUCUCGGAUCCACAGGGCUGCGCAAGACAAGUUUGCCGCUGAGAGCACUUAUGGGGAUAUUCAUCCGCCGAACGAUAAAUUGGGAGACGGGGUGAAGUUGCGAGUUACAUACAACCCUAUGAUGUCUACGAUUAUGUCCACUUUUGAGGGAUAUGAUGAGGGCUUGGUUGUUGUAGAGGAUUGGGAUACCUAUGAAGAACUGAAAGGAUUUGAGGAGAAGUGGUUUGGAUUUGGUGGAGUGCAUUGA
Hyaloscypha bicolor E is the source of this 1410-nucleotide messenger RNA. RefSeq names its product glycosyltransferase family 71 protein. The transcript has 2 exons. The coding region runs from base 1 to 1410 and encodes 469 amino acids. Gene Ontology annotation, biological process: mannan biosynthetic process. The record is from RefSeq and is a predicted model, not a curated record. Gene Ontology annotation, molecular function: alpha-1,2-mannosyltransferase activity. Lineage: Eukaryota; Fungi; Ascomycota; Leotiomycetes; Helotiales; Hyaloscyphaceae. Gene Ontology annotation, cellular component: Golgi apparatus.